Suricata suricatta (meerkat) is the source of this 3626-nucleotide messenger RNA. It is a transcript of the gene AP4M1, whose product is annotated as adaptor related protein complex 4 subunit mu 1. The record is from RefSeq and is a predicted model, not a curated record. The transcript has 15 exons. Lineage: Eukaryota; Metazoa; Chordata; Mammalia; Carnivora; Herpestidae. Gene Ontology annotation, biological process: protein targeting; Golgi to lysosome transport. Bases 131 to 1519 code for a protein of 462 amino acids. Gene Ontology annotation, cellular component: trans-Golgi network; cytoplasmic vesicle; clathrin adaptor complex.
CGCGGUCUGUGGUGGCGCGGGCGGAGAAUUGCUCUUAAAGGGCCAGCGUACGCGAGUCCUUUUGUUCCGGGGCCACAGGGCGGGGCAGGCCCAACUUUGGCUGUUUCCUUGCCUACUCUCCAGAACCGCCAUGAUCUCCCAAUUCUUCAUUCUUUCCUCCAAAGGGGACCCGCUCAUCUACAAGGAUUUCCGCGGCGACAGUGGCGGUCGGGACGUGGCCGAGCUGUUCUACCGGAAGCUGACGGGACUGCCUGGAGAUGAGUCCCCGGUUGUCAUGCACCACGAUGACCGUCAUUUUAUUCACAUCAGACACAGCGGCCUCUAUUUGGUGGCCACGACUUCAGAAAACAUAUCUCCCUUCAGCCUCCUAGAGCUGCUCUCCCGGUUGGCCACUCUCCUGGGCGAUUACUGUGGCUCCUUGGGUGAAGGAACCAUAUCCCGCAAUGUGGCUCUUGUCUACGAGCUCCUGGAUGAAGUGCUGGACUAUGGCUAUGUGCAAACCACAUCCACAGAGAUGCUGAGGAACUUCAUCCAGACAGAGGCUGUGGUCAGCAAGCCCUUCAGCCUCUUUGACCUCAGCAGUGUUGGCUUGUUUGGGGCCGAGACACAGCAGAGCAAAGUGGCCCCCAGCAGUGCAGCCAGCCGCCCCGUCCUGUCCAGCCGCUCUGACCAGAGCCAAAAGAAUGAAGUGUUUUUGGAUGUAGUCGAGAGGCUGUCUGUACUGAUAGCAUCUAACGGCUCGCUGCUGAAGGUAGAUGUGCAGGGAGAGAUCCGGCUCAAGAGCUUUCUUCCCAGUGGCUCUGGUGAGAAAUCUGCACGCUUGGCCCAGGAGAUGCGCAUUGGCCUGACAGAAGAGUUUUGUGUAGGGAAGUCAGAACUAAGAGGUUACGGCCCAGGAAUCCGGGUGGAUGAGGUCUCAUUUCACAGCUCGGUGCUUCUGGAGGAGUUUGAGUCUCAUCGAAUUCUCCGCUUGCAGCCCCCUCAGGGCGAGCUGACUGUGAUGCGGUACCAACUCUCAGACGACCUCCCCUCCCCACUCCCCUUCCGGCUCUUUCCCUCUGUACAGUGGGACCGAGGCUCAGGCAGGCUCCAGGUUUACCUGAAGUUACGGUGCGACCUGCCCCCGAAGAGCCAAGCUCUCAACGUCAGGCUGCACCUUCCCCUGCCUCGAGGGGUGAUCAGCCUGUCUCAGGAGCUGAGCGGCCCCGAACAGAAGGCAGAGCUCGGGGACGGAGCCCUCCGCUGGGACCUGCCUCGGGUGCAAGGCGGCUCCCAGCUGUCAGGCCUUUUCCAGAUGGAUGUUCCAGGCCUCCCUGGGCCUCCUGGCCAAGGACCCUCCACCGUGGCCCCUCCGCUGGGGCUGGGCCCCGCCAGUCUCUCUUUUGAACUUCCCCGGCACACGUGCUCUGGCCUCCAAGUUCGCUUCCUCAGGCUGGCGUUCAGACCCUGUGGUAACACCAACCCCCACAAGUGGGUGCGACACCUAAGCCACAGUGAUGCCUACGUCAUUCGGAUCUGAGGCUCCCCAGACGAGGAUGCAGGCAGCAAAAUCUACGGAACCAGAGAAGGACAAUAGUGUCUUUUCCACCCUUCCGGCCCAUGGUCAUGGACCUGGCUGAAGAGUCCUGAGUCCCAGCAGAGCAAUCCUGGUUGACAUGUUUGACCUUCCCGUGGCACCUGACACAGGAAGGACUGAGGUGAUCAGAAUUUACAAAUGAAACUUUUAUUCUGAGGAACGGACUGUACAGUAUCUAAAAAAAAGUAACAUGGAGGAAGCAAACUAUUACUUCCUUCCACCCAGCAUGUAUGUGUCUGUGUAUGUGAGAGAGAGAGAAAAUCAGGGAGAGAAGAUUGGCAGAUGUGUGAAAGCAUUAAGGCGCAGGCUGAGGGGAGCCAGACCCAGGGGGCUGGGAGCCAUUAGCUUUUGGAGUCCCUGGGGCUGGAGGGGGGCUAUCCCCAGCUUCCUGUUUUCCCCCACAGAGGGCACUGCCCCCAAGUGGGGAGGGGGCUGAGGAUGGGGCAGGUGCUGGAGAAGGAUGGGAGGCAGGGCCUCCUUUGCCCUCCCCUGUAGGGGGAAGAGAAACCACGAUGUACUUCUGGACGCUGCCGGGACCAGAGGGAGCAGUGCUGGGGGGUGCAGUGGUGGCGGUGGAGACCAGCUUGACGAUGGGCUGCACGCUGGGGACCGUGGUGGUGACAGGAGAGGUAGUGGUGGAGCCUGAGCCAGGGGCUGAGGUGCUGAGGGACAGGACCUGGGGGGAGAAAAUAGAGGCGCUGCCUGGGGGACAAUUCACCUGCUCCAGCAGAAGAACUGAUGAUUUGUCCAGUGCCCAGGAGCCUGUAGGCCUGAGAGCUGAGCUCAGGAUGAGCAGCUAUGCCUCGCAGGCCUCAGCGAAGCGCUCCUUCCUGCUCCUGUCUUCAGACCCAGAGGGGACCGGGCUCGCCUCUGGGGCCUCCAGGGUACUUGGGAGGUAACCCUGGUCACGCUCCCCACCCUCUGCGGUCCCACCUGGCUCCCAGUACCUGUUGGGUGGAUGAGGCGCUGGAGGAUGAGGACAUUACAAUGAACUUGGUUGGAGGAGGGGAAGGCUGAGGUGGGGCAGCAGCUCGCGCAGACACCAAGGUCUGCACAGGCAGUGCGAUGGAGCCAGGGACCUUCAGCAAGCCAGGGGUCCGAGGGCCAGGCUGAGGGGCCUGGGAGAGGGUCAGCGUGGGCCGGGGCUGCACGAAGAGAGGCAAGAAGGAAAUGUGAAAAUCUGUGAGACAGAGGAGCACCUACUGCUGCUCCUCAGCAGGUCUCACUGGUGUUGGGGAAUCAUCUGCUAAGGGGGCCCAGAUUCUCCCAGGAGUCUCACUCAGAGGGCGCGGUGUUUUAUAAAAGCAAGCUCGCGUCUGAGAGUCCCCACCCUGAAGGGAACCAUGGCCCUGUGCCCGCUGCCUGCCCCCUUCCCACAUGUUUCUUCACCAGACGCCUCUCCGCCCCCCCCCCCCCCCCCCCCCCCCCCCCCCCCCAGUCCCUGACCUGAGUGAUGGUCAGAGUGGUCCUGUUGACCUGCUGAGCCUGCAGAGCAGCCUGGGCCCGGGCCUUGACAACAUGGGAGCAGAGGAGGGGUCCGAGGGACCCAAAUUCUGCCCGAUAGGCAUCUUGGUUGUCAGGUGGCAGGCGCAGCUUUGCCAGAACAGGGGCACAGUGUUUCUGCAGAGAAAAGCCAGGUAGGUGGAGGGCUGGGACUCUCAGGAAGGGACAAGAAGCGGGAAGAAAGGAAACUGCCCGUAAUUUCAGUGUGUUGUGUUGCAGGCCAGCUGCUGGGCUGGCAGUGUGUGUGAGGAACGCCAGUUUUUCUUCAGAAGGAACCCCAGGCAGCACCAGUGUGGAUGAGGAAUUCGCUGAAACGCUCGGGAUUUCUAAGGGGUGGUUGUCCACAGGGGGAUGCCCUGCAUGGAAUGCAGCACCGUGACGGGGAAGCCUCAGGGGCGGCCCGGUCUAGACGGGGUCACAGGCCGUCAGUUAUGGUCUCUUCUUUCAAACUUAAACUCUCACUUUUGUUUCUCCAUCUACACAACAGUAUUGGACUCAGAACAUAUGCGGCAAAGAUGCAAUGAGUGAAUAAACGACACCUACUGUA